AUGCACACUGAAAAGAAUGUUGCCGAGGCACUUUGGGCAACAAUCAUGGACAUUCCUGACAAGUCAAAGGACAACGUUAAGGCUAGAGUGGAUCUGGCAACGAUAUGCGAUAGACCAAACCAACAUAUGAAGCCUCCUAGUCGCGGCAAGACAUGGAGAAGGCCUAAGGCCGAUUUUGUCUUGAGCAAGCCUCAAAGGAGGGAAGUACUAGAAUGGAUCCAGACGUUAAUGUUCCCUGAUGGGUAUGCAGCUAAUCUGAGGAGGGGAGUGAACUUAUCUACUAUGCGAGUCUUAGGGAUGAAGAGUCAUGACUACCACAUAUGGAUUGAGCGGCUUCUUCCGGCGAUGGUUCGGGGCUAUGUCCCUGAGCAUGUCUGGCUAGUGCUAGCAGAGUUGAGCUAUUUCUUUCGCCAGCUUUGUGCCAAGGAGUUAUCUCGGACCGUGAUUGCUGACUUGGAAAGAAUGGCACCUGUGUUGCUCUGUAAGUUGGAGAAGAUCUUUCCACCCGGCUUCUUCAAUCCGAUGCAGCAUUUGAUUUUGCACCUCCCGUACGAGGCACGAAUGGGGGGGCCCGUGCAGGGCCGUUGGUGCUAUCCAAUCGAGAGAUGUCUAAAGGUUCUUCGAAAGAAAUGUAGAAAUAAAUGCAAAAUCGAGGCUUCCAUUGCAGAGGCAUACAUUCUGGAGGAGGUGGCGAACUUCACAACAACAUACUAUGGUGACAACCUCCCUAGCGUGCAUAAUCCACCCCCUCGUUACAGUGCUGGCGAAAAUGAAUCGAACCUCAGCCUUUUCCGAGGGCAACUCGGAAGCGCAAGUGCAUCAACCCCCAAGACCUUGAAUCAUGAAGAGUGGCGCCAUAUCAUGCUAUACGUGUUGACCAACCUUGACGAAGUGGCGCCGUACAUGCAGGAAUUUCUUCAUGAAUUCUGGCGUAAAUCAAGGGAUCCUACCCCGCAGCAGGUAGAUACCCUUCUUAGACAGGGUGCGGGUAAUGGAAUGCCUGAUUUCAUUUCUUGGUUCAAACGGAAGACAACUUGCGAGAAAACAGAAUCUCGCGUCGCUGGUGUCGGCGCUUACGCGGCUCUAUCGUAA
Phragmites australis (common reed) is the source of this 1092-nucleotide messenger RNA. RefSeq lists its product as uncharacterized. The record is from RefSeq and is a predicted model, not a curated record. The coding region runs from base 1 to 1092 and encodes 363 amino acids. The transcript is spliced from 3 exons. Lineage: Eukaryota; Viridiplantae; Streptophyta; Magnoliopsida; Poales; Poaceae.